Molecule: messenger RNA, 2211 nt
Organism: Coffea eugenioides
Lineage: Eukaryota; Viridiplantae; Streptophyta; Magnoliopsida; Gentianales; Rubiaceae
Product: signal peptide peptidase-like 3
Exons: 15
Coding region: 260-1888 (542 amino acids)
Biological process (GO): membrane protein proteolysis
Cellular component (GO): cytoplasmic side of endoplasmic reticulum membrane; lysosomal membrane; lumenal side of endoplasmic reticulum membrane
Molecular function (GO): aspartic endopeptidase activity, intramembrane cleaving
Source: RefSeq, a predicted model, not a curated record
AACGCAAAUUUGGGUCAUUUUCUUUAGCAGUAUUUUUUCCCACGUCUCUCUCUCUAUAUUCCUUUCUUUUCCUUUACCUUUCUUCCCCAUUUUUUCUCCCAUCUUUCUCUCCAACCAGUCCCAAUUUCCAAAAAAAAAGAUCAAAUCCAAAAAGAAAGAGGGAGGGAAAGAAAAUUUUUUGGGGAUUUAAUCGAUAGUUAUUCAUGUAAAUACUAUAGUAAAACCAAAAUUUUGUGAAUAAUAACCAAUUGGGUUUGUCAUGGCUUCAGUUUUUUCUUCCUCUUUCGGUUUAAUUUUUCAAUUAGGUUUUGUUGUUCUUCUUUUUUGCUCGUCAAUUGCUGAAGCUGAUGAUAUCUCACGCCCAUCCCCCAACGCCUUGAAUUCUAGCUCCUGCAACAACCCUUAUCGGUUGGUUAAGGUCAAAUCAUGGGUCAAUGGUGAUGAAGACGAAACAUUAAGUGGGAUAAGUGCUUCAUUUGGUUCUUUGUUGCCUACUGAAGCUGAAAAAGGCUCCAAAUUGCCUGCUGUGGUUUCUAAUCCAUUGAGUGGCUGUACUAGUUCCACUUCCAAGUUGUCAGGCUCCAUUGUGCUCGCCUUUCGUGGUGAUUGUGAUUUUACAACCAAGGCUGAAGUUGCACAAGCACAAGGUGCUGCCGGACUUUUGAUAAUAAAUGAUGCAGAAGAUCUCAUAGAGAUGGGAUGUUCUGAAAAAGAUACUAACUUAAACAUUACAAUCCCUGUUGUAAUGAUUUCAAAGUCAGGAGGAGAGGUUUUAAAAAAAUCUAUGUCUGGUGGACAUAGUGUGGAAAUUUUGUUAUAUUCACCAAAUCGCCCAAUUGUCGACUUUUCUGUGGUAUUCUUAUGGUUGAUGGCUGUUGGAACACUUGUUUGCGCAUCACUUUGGUCAGAGUUUACAGCAUCUGAGCAAACUGAUGAACGCUAUAAUGAAUUGUCACCUAAGGAAUCAUCAAAUGCUGCCAAGGAAGAAACAGAGAAGGAGAUUAUCAGCAUUAAUAUUAAGAGUGCUAUUAUUUUUGUCAUAUCAGCGUCCACAUUUCUGGUGCUGCUUUACUUAUUUAUGUCAACUUGGUUUGUCUGGGUGCUGAUCGUACUUUUCUGUCUUGGUGCGGUUGAGGGAAUGCAUUCUUGUAUAGUAUCUCUUGUUCUGAGCAAAUGCAAAAAUUGUGGAAGGAAAAUUGUUAAUUUGCCACUUCUAGGAGAGGUCUCCAUUCUCUCUCUGGUAGUGUUGCUAUUUUGCUUGGCUUUUGCCAUUUUCUGGGCUGCAAAUCGUAAGGCAUCAUACUCCUGGAUAGGCCAGGAUAUUCUUGGCAUCUGUUUGAUGAUAACUGUCUUGCAGUUGGCACAAUUACCUAAUAUAAAGGUUGCUACUGUGCUUCUAUGUUGCGCUUUUCUUUAUGACAUCUUCUGGGUGUUCCUGUCACCUUACAUUUUCCAUGACAGCGUUAUGAUAGCGGUUGCUCAAGGUGACAAGGCUGGCGGAGAAUCAAUCCCGAUGCUCUUGAGAAUUCCUCGAUUUUUUGAUCCUUGGGGUGGUUAUAACAUGAUUGGCUUUGGGGACAUACUCUUCCCCGGUUUGCUUGUUUCCUUUGCACAUAGAUUUGAUAAAGCCAAAAAGAAGACUGGUCGACAUGGAUACUUCCUUUGGUUGGCCAUUGGCUAUGCAUGUGGCUUGUUCUUUACUUACUUAGGCUUGUAUCUAAUGGAUGGACAUGGUCAACCUGCUCUCCUGUACCUUGUUCCUUGCACAUUAGGACUUUGUGUUAUAUUGGGUUUGGUGAGAGGUGAGUUGAGAGAACUUUGGAGCUAUGAUGGCGAUUCAACGAGCACUGAUUCAACUCAACCACCGUUACCUUCUGGAGAAGCUUGAUCUUCAAUACGCAUGCUGUUUGAGCCCUUCGAAUGUUGCUCAGCAAAAGGUCACCUGCCAUUUAUCUAGAAGUAUGUGUUGUACCUUGGUCUCUUGGUUCUCUGUCAAAAGCAAGCAACUAAAAUUGUAAUUGUCAAGAUAUACAUAGGUUUCCACUUUCUUUCUUUCUUUAGAGACCAUUGGAGAUUUGUUUCAGCAUGAGCAAGGAUUCAGGACAUGCACACCUAUUCUUCAGCUAAUUGCUAAAGAGAGAAACAAUUGAACUUUGCUCUGCUCCCUCUUCUUGGACUAAUAACUAAUCUGUUAAUCUAUGACUGAUUUGU